AUGGCAACCUCAAGAGAGAACAUAACUCUCCCUCCGUCUUCAUCUCAAGCCCCGCCUCCGGCAUCACAAUCACACUUCGCCACCUUCGACAACUUUACCCCCGAUGACAGUGCGUCCUUUGACCACGAGUUUGCACGCCUAGCGUCGUCUCAAGAAUGGCUUCCCGGCUCGCAACAGUACACUAGGGAACGCACCAUUGCCAUGCGGGAGGAGUUGGAGUCGCAUUACUUUCCCUCAACGCCACCUAUCAUCAACAAUAACAAGCGGACGAAACGGCUCAUCAAGGAGCAGCAGCUGAAGGGCUACCAAGAUCUGUGCCGUGAGAUCAGCUUGCCCCUGGGCGACUCUGUUGACGAGUGCAAGAAGAGCCUGAAGAGCACGCUGGUCAACAUUGUGGACCUUAUUGAUGCGCGGCGGACGCACUCGGCAGUUAGGGUUUGGCAAGAUUUCGACGCAUUUCGCAAUUAUACGCUCCAGGAUGAACAUCGGAUAGACAAGGAGGAGGCCAAGAAGGGCGAGGGGAUCCUUGCGUCUUUGCUGCAGAACUUUGGGCUGGGGCAACGACAAAAAGGAAGACGAGGAAAGAGGAAUGCACCCGUACACAAAGUCCUUAGGAGACGCGACGAAGCCUGA
This is a messenger RNA of Colletotrichum phormii, 633 nucleotides long. RefSeq lists its product as uncharacterized. The transcript has 3 exons. Bases 1 to 633 code for a protein of 210 amino acids. Lineage: Eukaryota; Fungi; Ascomycota; Sordariomycetes; Glomerellales; Glomerellaceae. The record is from RefSeq and is a predicted model, not a curated record.